AUGGAGGUGGAUGGCGCUGUACAUAGCACAGGCCCAAGGCUCGUGCGGGCGGCCAUGCGGCGCACUGCGCGAUGCUUGAUGGAUGGACAGGCGCGAGAGAGGGCUCAAGAGCGGAUGGCGGCCAAGGAGGCGGAAGCCGUGGCGGCGAUCGCGGAGAAGUCGGGGAGCCCAAGGGAUGGAACCCUGCGGAACGCCAAAUCCGCCGCGCCCAUCUCGGUGGUGGAGCUCGAGGCGCUGGCGCCGGACCAGGGCUUCGCGCAGGCGCGCCUCGCGGCGGAGAAGAUCCACGAGAUCCUGGGGAAGCUGAAGGCGGCCAAGCAGCAGAACUCGGACGACGCGGCCAGCUUCGAGGACUGCAGCCUCCGCUUGCAGAAGCAGCUGCUGAGCCUCAGGCGAGCGCACCGCGCGAUGAUCAAGUUCUCGGAGCAAGGCAGGAUGGCAGAGGUGUCCGCGCGGAAGGUCACGGAGACCGAGUUUGCGAAUUUGCAGACCCGGAAGUAUGAGAGCUCAGUUUGCCGCGCAGCAGCUGGGCGAUGCCGCUAUCUUCUUACCCCUGAGCUGGACAAGCUUCGCCCAUUAGUGUCAGGGUUUCAGGCCAAGGAGGAUGCGAAGGUCUCCGAAUCCGAAAAAGCAGGCCUUCUGACCGGCCUGAUCCACGCAGAACUGCAAGAGAGGAUAUCCCUGGAGGAGCAAUUGAAGGGGCUGGAGCAGCAGAAGCAGAGCGAGCAGCAGAAGCUGACAGACCGCGUGAAAGCUGGCGCACAUCUCACUUCGAGAAUGGGCACGCUGAAACGAGCGCUGGAGCCUUUGCGCAGCUUGCUUCAAGGUGACGAGCCCGGCAAGGAGGACAAGGCCAAAGCAGCGAAUGCACCAGAGGAGGCAGAGAAGACCGGGGAUGGUGCGGCUGAACCACCUGCAAAGCGUUUGAAGGAGGCUGAGGCGGCCGAGCGCAUGCGAGCAGAUGCCGCGGAAGUGGAGGCCAACAGGCGCGGCGCGCUCCGUGAGCUCGAGGAGUUCCGGCGCCAGUCCCAGCUUUGGGCCGCGGAGCAGGGCGCGGCGGAGGCUGACUCUUCUCGGCUUCUGGCUGCCAAUGAGGCCUUGACGAAGGAGAAUGAGGAGUUGUGCUGCAGGCUCCAGACGAUGGCACCCAAAUCAGACACUGAGGAGGCAUAUUUGGCAGCAAUCAAUGCCGCCGAGCAGUGGGUCCUGUACCAUGCAGGCAUGCCGCUGGAGGGCAGUAGCAUGCCCUACUUGCGAGGAGUCACUGUGUACUUCCAGGAGUUUUCGGCUUCCCUGGUGCCGCUGGUGCUGGCCACCAAUCCGCGGCAGCUCCGGUCAGCAGCUGCUGCGGUUGAAAGCUGCGAGCUUGCCCGCGCCACUUUGCAGUGCUUCAGGCUUUGUGAUGCACAGUGCUGCGGGUACCUGAGCUGGGAUGCGGAAGAGGUGUGCGACCUCGUGCAUGCGGUAUUCCAGCGCAAGGGCUUGCCGACACCCAGCAAGGAUCUACAGCAUUUGAUGUUCACGAAGUUUGACGAGGAUUUGAGCGGCAGGCUUUGCGCACAGGACUGCCUUUGUUUGGUGGACGCGCUCUUCCGGGCCGUACUGUCAUCCCCGGCGGCUGUUUCCGCCCGCAUGACUGAACAAGCACCAGAGGGGCCCAUCGUGUCUCCUGGCAGCGAUCUCAGCGGGCUGCCCGGCAAAUGGACUUCAUGGCACAGUCACGCCUGCAGCGGCGACUCGAAGAGGAUGUUGGUGGCGUCCAGCGUCUGA
This is a messenger RNA of Effrenium voratum, 1770 nucleotides long. The record is from the annotation of a GenBank genome assembly. NCBI's taxonomy places the organism in Eukaryota, Dinophyceae, Suessiales, Symbiodiniaceae.